This is a messenger RNA of Soboliphyme baturini, 801 nucleotides long. NCBI's taxonomy places the organism in Eukaryota, Metazoa, Nematoda, Enoplea, Dioctophymatida, Soboliphymatidae. The record is from the annotation of a GenBank genome assembly.
AUGAUGGUCGACUACGACAGUCGAUGCCGCAAAGAGGUUUUCCAGAAAUCGUUGGUCACCUGCCAGGUGUGUUUCGAUGAUUACUUUGGCAGUGAAUGCGUCCAGUUCACCCCCUGCGAUCACGUAUUUUGUCGCGACUGUUGCAAACUCCACUUCAUGUCGCAGAUCAAAAAUGGUAAUGUCGCCGGCGUUUCGUGCCUGUCCUCGGAUUGCGCGACGCCUCCCGAUUUCAGCAUUUUGAAAUCGCUGGUCGGCGAGGAACUCUUCUCCAAUGCCAUGGCGGACAUCAUUUACUGUCCUCGGAUGGUCUGUCAGAUGCCGGUGGUGAAAGAAGACGACCAAGAUAAUUUGGCGACAUGUUCUUUUUGCGGGUUUUCCUUUUGCCCUCUUUGUCUCAAAGGGUAUCAUGGAGUGAUGCCAUGCAACAUUGUAAAUUUGCAAGAAGUUGUGAGGAAGUACAUGGAAUCCUCACCGGAAGAAAGAAAGUGCAUGGAGAGGAGGUACGGCAAGCAGCAGCUUGUGAACGCUACCAAUGAACUGAGUAAUGAAAAAUGGAAAUCAGAACACAGUAAACCGUGUCCCAGCUGCAAGGCGCCGAUCGAGAAGAAUUAUGGUUGCAAUCGAAUGCAAUGCCUAAAAUGCGGUGAGAACUUUUGCUGGUUGUGUGGCAGACCUCUUGGGUCGUCGCCAUAUGCGCAUUUUAUUGAUCCUUUGUCUCCGUGUUUCAACUUGCUUCUAGAAGGUAUCGAGCCCGAGGAUGAUGAUGAGAUGAUUUUGGAUGACUUCGCCAACGAUAAUUAA